UCUCAGGGAUAAAGAGCAAAGGGGCUGCCGGGUUGUUUAUGUGCCUGAGUGAAGCCAGGAGAGGCUCAUUGUUUUUUUGUUUCUUUUUUUAGUGGCUUUUGAGUUCUGAGGAGCAUUCACACCGACUUGUUAAUAAAAGGUAACGAGUCUGGAUCUUCAUUGGGGCAGCUUAUUUUGUAGCUGUGCUGUGGACUGAGUUCUCCCACGCCGAAUAGGCCUGGUCUUGUUUACACUCCGUGUUCCUGGCAACAUCGUCAUCAGGUCUCGCUCACAUCCCGGGGCGGGGACAACGGCGGAGGCAGCCAAUCAGCGGGUUGGUCGGAGCGCUUCUACCGGGUGUUAUAAAGCGAGCGGAACGCGUCGGCCACCUGUCAGUUAUAAGGAAACAGAGCAGUUCACACUCAGAAGAAAAGACUCUCCUACUCACGAGUGGAGUGAAAACAUCAGAAUUAGUCACUGGACUCCGCUUUGAAUCCGACUAAAGGUACAAAACGACGACUGGGUACAGUACAGUUCCACUAUUUUGGAAGUUUUGCUCUGUUUUUGGUAGUUUUGACCUUCAGUAUAAUAAUACAUCGGGACUUUACUGAAGAGUGACUCAUUUGGGACACUGACGCCUCGGUGUCCGAGCACCAUCUUUUGCAACGAGCACUCUUGUAUUUGACUGUCUGAUUUGAAAUAUGUCCACAAUAAUGGAACAGCCUUUUUAUGACGACUCGUUUCUCUCUGCUUAUGGCCAUCCAGGCGCAGCGCUGCCAGACUACAAGCUGCUAAAGCAGAAUAUGAACUUGAACUUCUCCGAUUCAUAUCGGAACUCAAACUUCAAGUCGCAACACCUGCGCGCAGACAGUGAUUUCUAUUCGGCGGGCGCGGCGGACGUGGGCUCCCUGAAGCUCGCCUCCCCUGAACUGGAGCGACUGAUCAUCCAGAACAGCAACGGAGUCAUCACUACAACGCCGACACCUGCACAAUACCUGUACAACCGCGGCAUCACAGAGGAGCAGGAGGGCUUUGCCGAAGGUUUUGUGAAAGCGUUGGACGACCUACACAAGAUGAACCAUAUGGCGCCUCCAAACGUGUCCAUCGGCACCGGCGGGGUAGCCUGCUCAGCUCCAGCGUCGGUGUUCGGCUCAGCCAUGCAGCCAGAGCCGCUCGAGUACACAACCCUGAGCAGCUGCCCCACGAACCCCAGCCUGACCUCAUCAGCCAGCUAUCCGUCCACCACCAUCAGUUACCUGCCGCAUCACCAGUACCACCAGCAUCCUCAGGCCGUUGGGCACGGAUCCCAUUUCCAACACUCCCUGGCCGCGGCCGGCAUCCACUCGCAGCGCUACGGGGGCUUGAAAGAGGAACCUCAGACCGUCCCCGACAUGCAGAGCAGCGACAACAGCUCCCCGCCGAUGUCCCCUAUCGAUUUGGAGAAUCAGGAGCGCAUCAAAGCCGAGCGCAAGCGUUUGAGGAACCGGCUUGCAGCCUCGAAGUGUCGGAGGCGCAAGCUGGAGCGCAUCGCUCGCCUGGAGGACAAAGUUAAAGUACUGAAAACAGACAACGCUGGACUGUCAAACACAGCGUCCCUACUGCGGGAACAGGUGGCCCAACUCAAACAGAAAGUCAUGACGCAUGUGAGCAGUGGCUGCCAGCUCAUGUUAGCGCCCAAAGUAAAGUCUUAUUGAAGAAACAAUGCACUUUUAAAAACACUGGACAUGAACUGCACUGACAACACAAUCAUCAGUCUUUAUACGUUGUCUGUAUGAGAACUGGAUCGUUGUGAUUUCUUUAUGGCUAAAAAGAAUAUGGAACAUUCCUAAAAGACUAAAACACUUAGGGCAUUUUUGAAUACGUUUUUAAAAGUGUCAUAUCGGCUUUGCCUGUUUACAUUUUAAUUGCUAUCUGUGACGCCUUUUUUUUACCUUGUUAUAAGUUAUUUGUGUCAGGUUGAACCCGACGAACCUGUCUUUCUUUUAAAGAAACGUGUACAGUACCCUAAUAUUUAAGUAAAAGUUAUUAUAAAUGAAAAA
This is a messenger RNA of Mugil cephalus (flathead mullet), 2018 nucleotides long. Its product is annotated as transcription factor JunB-like. The coding region runs from base 681 to 1673 and encodes 330 amino acids. NCBI's taxonomy places the organism in Eukaryota, Metazoa, Chordata, Actinopteri, Mugiliformes, Mugilidae. Gene Ontology annotation, molecular function: transcription factor binding; RNA polymerase II cis-regulatory region sequence-specific DNA binding; DNA-binding transcription factor activity, RNA polymerase II-specific. The transcript has a single exon. Gene Ontology annotation, cellular component: transcription regulator complex. Gene Ontology annotation, biological process: regulation of cell cycle; regulation of transcription by RNA polymerase II; regulation of cell population proliferation. The record is from RefSeq and is a predicted model, not a curated record.